AUGUCUGAAGCUGAUGGGCCUUUGUACAAGCUACCUUUGGACACAUAUCAACCAAGUGUAACAUAUGCCAGUUACAUUUCAACAAAGCAAAUGAUUGAUCAAGUACUGAACGAGGACCAAGAAUAUGUUAUGUGGAAACUACGUAACAGAAGACUUGCAGGUAACAUGAAAGAUUACUUGGAUGAAUUCAAAAAUGAAGUUGAGCAUUUCCAAAGUAUGGAAUGGCACAGAAAAUCCCAAUCACCGUCUUCUUUCAAAAAGAAUCAUAACAAAGUGACGAAGAAGCAGAGCUGGGAUUUAAAUCGCAUACCCCCUAAUGUGGUAUUCGCAAGAGACAUUUACGAACGAAAGAUUAAAAGUCUACCCAGGCCUAGGGAAUUGGAUGAAACUGAUUUGAAGAAAUUGUUUAUGUCACAUCUAGAUGAUGAACAAAUGAACCGAUACGAAGUUUUCAAAAGAACAUCUUUGGCUAAAAACCAAAUCAAAAAAAUAUCCGGGGUUGUGACAAAUCAGACUGUAGCAAAUAACAUCAAUUUACUUUUGGGUGGUGUUGGCAAGAUAUUUGUGGGAGAAAUAGUUGAAAAAGCUCUCGAUAUAAAGGAAAAGUGGUUAUUGGGUCUCGUUGUUAAUAAAUUCCACGAAAGAAAAAGGAUUGGCGUUAGUUUGAAGAAGCAUUUGAAGAAGUUGACGAGGUUAGUAGAAAGGUCAGAUUCAGAAGACUCGUUUAAUGAUAUAAACGAUAGCGUACAAGAGUCAGAACCGGAAAGUGCUGAUACAGACGAUGAAGGUGAGAUUAAAUUUAUGAAAACAAGCAACAAUCUUUUACAAUCGCAGAAUAAUGUCGAAUCCGUACGAAAAGGCUUGAUUAAACAGUACAACAUAUUAGUAGCUAAGUUUAACGAGCUUGAUGUUUCUGUGGAAAAAUACAAGGAUAGUCCACUAUUACCGGAACAUGUGCAUGAGGCUUGGAGACUUUAUAGAAUUGAAAAUGAUACGUUACCCAGCGGUCAAUACCGUACUCAAGGGGAGGCUAAUGGUUUAAUGUUCCGGUAA
Kluyveromyces lactis is the source of this 1053-nucleotide messenger RNA. RefSeq names its product TATA-binding protein-associated factor TAF11 (gene TAF11). Lineage: Eukaryota; Fungi; Ascomycota; Saccharomycetes; Saccharomycetales; Saccharomycetaceae. The coding region runs from base 1 to 1053 and encodes 350 amino acids. Gene Ontology annotation, cellular component: transcription factor TFIID complex; nucleus. Gene Ontology annotation, biological process: transcription initiation at RNA polymerase II promoter; RNA polymerase II preinitiation complex assembly. Gene Ontology annotation, molecular function: transcription coactivator activity; protein heterodimerization activity. The transcript has a single exon. The record is from RefSeq and is a predicted model, not a curated record.